Penicillium brevicompactum is the source of this 516-nucleotide messenger RNA. RefSeq lists its product as uncharacterized. The transcript has a single exon. The coding region runs from base 1 to 516 and encodes 171 amino acids. Lineage: Eukaryota; Fungi; Ascomycota; Eurotiomycetes; Eurotiales; Aspergillaceae. The record is from RefSeq and is a predicted model, not a curated record.
AUGAUGUACUCCUCCAAUGUUGCCAAGGCCUUGUCACUAGGGACACUCAUGUUUGCUUCCACCGGCUACUGUGGUCAAAAGCUCAAUGCUGUCUGGAGCAGCGGGAGUUAUUCAACCAUAUCUCCACCCUCGGGUAGCGCCAUGAUCGGACACGACAGCGGCUUCUCUCUUCUCAAGGAAGACGGAUCCCAGGUCUUCAACACUGAUUACCCCGACGGCUAUUCUCCGUGUAUGGGUGGAGAUGGGGCUCUUUAUUCCCUCACUGGCGGAUGCUUGGAAGAGGGAGCAGAGCUCCAAUUCUACUGCUAUACACACGCCGAAUUGCCAGACAACUGUGCCGUUCGAGACAAGGACGGCAAUGAUAUUGCUACCGGAGAAGGUCAGGAUGACACAAAUUUUAUUGGUAUUGCUAUCAGUAUCGAUGGAUAUUGCGGCGUGUCUUUUGAACUUGCUGAUGGCGUCGAUUGUGAACCCGGCGUGACUGGAUUCGAGAUGAAAAAGAUCCACGGGGCUUAA